GACGUCAAGGCUACUACGCUGCGUGAUGAUGAAUUGAAGGGAGGGACGUGGUUAAAAUCAACAAACAGGAUAGAAAGGACUAAUUUCGAAGUGAAGAUUCACUCACUCGCGAUGGCUGGUGCGUGUUUAGGCGCCUGCGGAUCCUUCACCUUCUUGGUGUUCUGCUUCGUCCAUCUAGGACCGCCGAAUUACGCGGACGCCACGCAAUGCCUCAACGGCGGUCGCAGCCGCCGGCACAGCCGGCAAUUCGGCGAGCCGCACUGCAUCUGUCCGGCCGGAUACGAAGGUCCUCGGUGCGAAUCCGACGUGGACGAGUGCCUGACCGAGAACCGCUGCACGCACGACUGCGUCAACACCUUAGGAUCCUACCGCUGCUCCUGUCAUCCGGGCUACCAGCUCGCCGGUGACGGCGCUUCCUGUUUCCGCAUUGAAGUACAGGAAAUACAUGAUUGUGGCAUUGACAAUGCCGGUUGCGAGCACAACUGUCGCCUCACUCUGUCCGGGCCGGAGUGUACCUGCCGCGAGGGCUACAGACUUCUCUCUGACAAGAAGUCUUGCGAAGACAUCGACGAGUGCUUGGAACAGCCGGACCGUUGUGAGCAUCGCUGCCAAAACUUGGACGGUUCCUUUCGGUGCACGUGUCCGGUGGGCUUGCAACUCGCCGAAGACGGCAGGACUUGCAAACUGACUCAAUGUCCGGCAGGGCUAUUUGGUGAGAAAUGUGAGCACGCAUGUCGUGCCUGCAAACACGGCACGUGUGAUUCAGCCGCUAAAAUAUGUCGCUGCCAGCCAGGAUACGUCGGAGAAUUUUGCGACGCGAAGUGUCCCCAGGGUAUGUACGGCAUUGACUGCAAGGAGAAAUGCCUCUGCAACGCCUCUGCCCUGUGCAAUCACAAGACAGGCCGCUGCAGCUGUACACCGAACGGGAACGGCAAGCAUCGCUGUCACGACGUGUGCCCCUUCGGACGUUUCGGUGAUAGGUGCGAGCGCCUGUGUCCCGAGGACUGCCCGAGCGGCCGCUGUCACCGACGUUUCGGCUACUGCGAGUGUCCCCCCGCCAGCCACGGCCGAUUCUGCAACCUCCCGUGCGCACCAUUCACUUACGGGCCCAGCUGUGCCAGGGCAUGCAAAUGCGACCGCGCCAACACCCUGCGGUGCGACCCCGUGAACGGGGAGUGUGUGUGCCGAGAGGGUUUCACGGGAAGCAAGUGCAAGCACCAUUGCCCGAGGGGAACGUGGGGAGCCCAGUGUGCCCACAGGUGCAACUGCUCCGGCUGCGAUCCCGUCACCGGAGAGUGCAACCCACCCAUUGCGGACUGCGAACGGUCCGGUGAAUGCAGCCAAGCCAUCUUCUUCAAGAAGAGUUAG
Molecule: messenger RNA, 1368 nt
Organism: Rhipicephalus sanguineus (brown dog tick)
Lineage: Eukaryota; Metazoa; Arthropoda; Arachnida; Ixodida; Ixodidae
Product: multiple epidermal growth factor-like domains protein 6
Exons: 9
Coding region: 112-1368 (418 amino acids)
Molecular function (GO): calcium ion binding; scavenger receptor activity
Source: RefSeq, a predicted model, not a curated record